AUGAAGUUAUCAACAAUUUUCACACCAGCAUUAUUGCUUUCAGGUGUAAUGGCCUCACCAAUUGCAUCUUCAGAUUCUAAUAAUAAUGAUACAUCUACAAUUGAUACUCAAGGUUUCAAAACUCCUUACCUUUGCUAUGGCGCAGGUCAAAAUCCUUACUGUCGUGAUGGAAGUUAUAGAAAAUGUACUGAAUUUUUUAGGGAUCAUACUGAUUAUGAUAGUAUUUAUGGUGGUAAAUUCUGUGGGUUUUGGUGUAAUGAAAUCAAAAAUUCCAAUGAUUGUAAGAAUUUAAAGAAAUUAUAUGAUUUCCAUCCAAAGUUUGCUUGUGAUAAUGCACAAUACUGUUAA
This is a messenger RNA of Hansenula ciferrii, 348 nucleotides long. RefSeq lists its product as uncharacterized. The transcript has a single exon. Bases 1 to 348 code for a protein of 115 amino acids. Lineage: Eukaryota; Fungi; Ascomycota; Saccharomycetes; Phaffomycetales; Wickerhamomycetaceae. The record is from RefSeq and is a predicted model, not a curated record.